AUGAAUAACCAGAAUAGAGUUAAGAGUUUUAUACUAAUAAUCUUCUUUUUUGUGCUCAAUCAUUUCAUCUUUUUGGUCUGUGGUGCACCACUUGCACCGGCAUUGUAUGUAUUCGGCGAUUCGUUGUUCGAUAGUGGCAAUAACAAUAUCUUGCCAACAGUUUCUAAGGCUAAUUUCAAGCCUUAUGGUGUUAAUUUUGUCAAAGGAGACACAGGGAGAUUCAGUAAUGGUAGAUUGGUUCCAGAUUUUAUAGCUGAAUUUCUCGGCCUGCCAUAUCCUCCGCCGUGUAUAAGCAUCCGGACAUCCACCCCGGUUACUGGUUUGAAUUACGCGUCAGCAUCUUGCGGCAUUCUUCCUGAAACUGGAAAGAAUUGGGGAAAAUGCUUGAGUUUGGAUGACCAGAUUGAUUUAUUUCAUCGUACAGCUGAGUCAAGCUUACCAAAGCACUUCAAAAGUAGUGGUCCAAAUGGGGUAAUGCAGUACUUGUCAAAGUCUAUAUUUGUAGUCUGCAUUGGCAGUAAUGACUAUAUGAGUUACUACCAGAAACGCCAGACAAAUGAUACAGGCAAACACGACUCUCCUCAAGCAUUUGCUCAGCACCUUUUGAAUAAACUAUAUGCCCAAUUUCGGAGGUUAUAUACUUUAGGAGCCAGAAAAGUUGUGAUGUUUGAGAUUGGACCCAUCGGUUGCAUUCCAUCGAUGACAAGGAAAAACAUACAUGAUGGGAAAUGCGUUGAAAAUUCAAACCAGCUUGUUGCAUACUUCAACGAUAAUCUUCUCGGAAUGCUUCAGAAUUUGACAUCCACUCUCCCCAACUCCAUUUUCGUCCUUAGUCAUGCUCAUUGGCUAGGUUAUGAUGCAAUCAUCAAUCCUUCUAAAUAUGGUAGAGCUUACUUGACACAAGCAACCCAUGUUGCAAAACCUGGGCCAAUGGGAUCUCCGCUUGCAUUCCUGGGCUAA
Molecule: messenger RNA, 960 nt
Organism: Dovyalis caffra
Lineage: Eukaryota; Viridiplantae; Streptophyta; Magnoliopsida; Malpighiales; Salicaceae
Source: the annotation of a GenBank genome assembly